GGUUGGGGUGGCUCGAUGUGAGCCCAGGGCGGGGGAUCCCCUGGGGCUCGGGAUUGGUUUCCCGGGAGGUUGGGGAGGAGGUUGCAGUCGGUUCUUCGUCUGGCUUCAAUCGGGUGGUCCCGAGUCUGGGCGUAAAGCUACGUGCUGAGCUCAGUGUAGCGAUGAGUUGUCGGUGUUAAUGGCACGGGUGCGUUUGAGAGCUGCAGCGUUAACCGUUUCCUGGCCUCUCUCCUCUGCCGUUUGUCCGUGCAAAGGUCAGAUGUUCCCAGCAGUCGUGAGGAAGAAGAGCGGAGCCUGGAGCUGCUAAGUGCUGAUCUGCUUCUGCUCUGGACCAUGGACUCAUUGAGGGUGGCCCAGGUGUGAAAAUGUCCAGCAGUAACCGGGAGUUAGUGAUUGACUUUGUUUCCUACAAGCUCUCGCAGAGGGGAUACAGCUGGAGCCAGCUGGAGGAGGAAGAUGAGAACAGGACUGACAUUGCAGCCGAGGGGGCCGGGCUGGACGGCGUCCUCAACGGGAGCCCCUCCUGGCACCCUCCCGCCAGCCACGCACCGAACGGAGCCACCGUGCACCGGAGCAGCCUGGAAGUCCAUGAGAUGGUCCAAGCAGCCGACGUCAGGCAGGCGCUGAGGGAGGCAGGGGACGAGUUCGAGCUGAGGUACCAGAGGGCUUUCAGUGACCUCACCUCUCAGCUCCACAUCACCCUGGGCACAGCCUACCAGAGCUUUGAGCAGGUGGUGAACGAACUCUUCCGUGAUGGAGUGAACUGGGGUCGCAUCGUGGCUUUCUUCUCCUUCGGGGGAGCCCUGUGCGUGGAGAGCGUUGACAAGGAGAUGCGGGUAUUGGUGGGACGCAUUGUGUCUUGGAUGACCACCUACUUGACCGACCACCUAGACCCCUGGAUCCAGGAGAAUGGCGGAUGGAGGGAAGAGUUCAUGCUGGCACUCGUUAGCAUCUGAACGGUGGGGAAUUGGUUUCUCAGUGUGUUGGUGAGCUCAGGCCUUUCAGCCCUUUUUAUCCCCUGCUCUAUAACACCUCCUUCAUCUUGAGGAGGGGGCAGGAACCUCUUUGCUCCUCCUGAUGAAGAGAGGCACAGGAUCUCCUCAUGCCUGAUGCUGGGGACCUUAGGGAAGGUCCACCUAAUGGGAAGGUCCCCAAAGAAAGAUCAUCUCAUGGUCCAUCAGCAGCCCCCCUGCGUCUUGAGGAGAGGCAGAGACCUUUGAGACCUGCUUUGUGCCUCUGCACCCUCCUGAGUCCCCAGGAGCUCCCAGCUUCUCAUUGCCUGAUGCUGAAGACCCAGACAAGGUGCACCCAAAGGAGAGGGAAACCCAGUGAAGGUGGACCCAGGGAGAGGAGACCCUGGAGAAGGUGCUCCCAGGGAGAUGGGAGUGCAGAAGAGUUGCACCAGGGAGAGGGAAUCCCAGAGAAAGAUCCACCCAAGGAGGAGGGGAUCCUGCAGAAGAUGUAUCCAGUGAGAUGAAAUCCCAGAGAAGGUGCACUUGGGGAGGGGGGACCCUGAGAAAGAUGCACCCAGGGAGGGAGGGGACCCUGAGAAAGAUGCACCUGGGGAGAGGGGACCCUGAGAAAGGUGUACCCAGCGAGGAGGGGAUCCUGCAGAAGGUGCACCUCGUGAGAUGGGACUGCAGAAGGUAGAAGGUGCACCCAGGCAGAGGGAGCUGCUUCACACAGGGUGCUGGAAUUCCAAGAAUGCAGCCGGCCUGGGGCUCUGCCUGGGUGGGGCUGCUGGGGCAGAGGAGCUGGGUUUCGAUUGGGAUCUGUUGGCCACUUCCCCAGGCUCUGCUUGCCUCCUCAGCUCUCUCAUCCUGCAGAUAACCCUGGCCGAAGGAACGCUGAGUUCCUUUUCCCCACCGUCUCCUCCCUCUGCCUUUGGCUUUGGCUUUUGAAGCCACAGCUUAGGCUGGGAAUGGAGUGCUCAAAUGGAGGAGGUUUGGGAGCUGGGGUGGCUGUUGCUGUUGGUGACGGAUCGGGCUGUAUCCUGGAGACCCAGGCAAUAAUGCAGGCUGGGUUUUUGGUUGGG
This is a messenger RNA of Indicator indicator, 2035 nucleotides long. It is a transcript of the gene BCL2L1, whose product is annotated as BCL2 like 1. Gene Ontology annotation, cellular component: mitochondrial outer membrane. The record is from RefSeq and is a predicted model, not a curated record. The transcript has 2 exons. Bases 366 to 956 code for a protein of 196 amino acids. Gene Ontology annotation, molecular function: protein heterodimerization activity; protein homodimerization activity. Lineage: Eukaryota; Metazoa; Chordata; Aves; Piciformes; Indicatoridae. Gene Ontology annotation, biological process: negative regulation of intrinsic apoptotic signaling pathway; extrinsic apoptotic signaling pathway in absence of ligand; intrinsic apoptotic signaling pathway in response to DNA damage.